This is a messenger RNA of Salvia splendens (bonfire salvia), 555 nucleotides long. RefSeq names its product glutathione S-transferase T3-like. The record is from RefSeq and is a predicted model, not a curated record. The transcript has 2 exons. Bases 1 to 555 code for a protein of 184 amino acids. NCBI's taxonomy places the organism in Eukaryota, Viridiplantae, Streptophyta, Magnoliopsida, Lamiales, Lamiaceae.
AUGAAGUGGUUUAACAGCGAUGAACGUCAGAUGAACGAGUUCGUCAACGCCAACAAUUGGUACUUGCCGCCAUCACCCCCAUCGCAUACGACGCCUAGUCCGGGGGUGGCUAGCAACAUCGACAUAACAUCGUCAGUUAGCACUGAUGAGUACGAGAUCAGUGAUAUGGAGCCCGCUGAAGGGAGGGGCAAGGGCAAGGUUGCGGAUGAUGAUGGGCCGAAGAAGUGUAGUCCGCACGAGACAUUGUGGCUAGCCAAGAAUUUCGUCGACGUCUCCGAGGAUCCUAUCAUCGGCAACCAGCAGAGCGACAAGGUGUUCUGGCAGCGGAUUGAGGAGAAGUACAACGCUGGUCGUCCUAGAGGGUCGUUCGAGCGUAGCUACGUGAAGCUGCGCAAGUAUUGGAGUCGGGUCCAGAAGGAGAUGAACAAGUGGAAUGGCAAGUGGACCAACAUAAUCCGGAUGUGGCCGAGCGGGCAUAGCGAGAUGGACCUCGUGGAGAAGGCCAAGGCGAAGUUCUUCGCUGACGGGAAGAAGCACUUCAAGUUGAAGUUGUGA